This is a messenger RNA of Rubroshorea leprosula, 2302 nucleotides long. NCBI's taxonomy places the organism in Eukaryota, Viridiplantae, Streptophyta, Magnoliopsida, Malvales, Dipterocarpaceae. The record is from the annotation of a GenBank genome assembly.
ACUUGCAUUUCUUUUCCUGCAAAACUUCUACGAGAAGCUUUACUGUGUUUCCUGUGCGUGUACUGCAACAUCAACUGGGGAAUUCUAAAUCAAGUCUUUCAAAACCGAGAUCAGAGUUUGAGAAAAUGUCUGCAGAAGGAACAGAAAGUGUGAUUGGGAGUGAGGUGAUGCCUUUAGAGUAUGGGGGUAUGGACUCGGAGAGUAGUCCAUCCCCAUCUAGUUCGGAGAAGACGGUGGAGGGGAUAAGAGAGGAUGAGGUGGUAGAGGUUGGGAGGAACGAGGUGGUAGGGGUUGAGGGAGAUAGCAUACCCAUUACGGUAGUAGAAGUAGAGGGUAGAGGGGAGAGGGAUUAUGAUGAGAAUGCAGAGAUAGUGGAGGAGGUGACACAGUAUCGAUCUGAACUAAGGACCAGGGAUAGCCUGGGUCACUUAGUAGAAAAUUACGAAAUCUCAUCACGAGUGCUAGUUAGGCCAGCUGGAGUAGAGGAAAGGGCAUGCUCUGCUCCUCGGGAUCAUUGGAUGCCCGUAUACUCCCAUUAUUUGUAUGCUGGCCUUAAGUUUCCAAUUCCGGAGUUGCUUGUAGGUUUACUAUUAGAUUACAACAUAGGGUUGACACAGUUGGUCCCCAACGCAAUGAGGGGAGGAAGUAGGAGGGAUAAGGGGUGGUAUUAUUUCACCCCUAGGGUAGCUAAGAAGGAGAGUAGGGUUUUAUUUACUGCGGGUCCUUCAUCCAUUAAGGGAUGGAAGGAAAAAUUCUUUUUUGUUGAUGACACGGAGUGGGGUAAGGGGGAUGCCGAGGUGAGGGGGAUGCCGAGGGGGGGAGAUAUGUUGAACAUCAUGGACCUCACCAGCGCAGCAUGCAUAGAGGCUGCUGAGCUCUAUGGGCCAAGCGCCCUGAGUGAAGCUGAAAUGGACCAAUUUCUGAACACUGUUGGAGGAGCGCCCAUCCCCAAGAAGCCAAGGAAGAAGUCAAAGACUUCAACCAAGAAAGUGGAUGAAGGGAGGACCGGGAAGGAGGUAGUGCCCGUGGCUUCAGCUGAGACAGAAGAGGAGGUGCCAGCGCUGAAGAGGAAGGGUUGGGAGGAGAGGAGGGCACUGCAAAAGAAGCAGAAAGUGGUGGAGGAGGAAGAGGGGAAUGGGGUUUUUGAGUUCGUACCUGAGCCUCCUCCUGUUGAGCUGAACCCUGAGCUCAGACGGUUGGAGGAGGGGGCUGAGGUACGGGCUCCUGGCAAGGGAAAGGGCCCUGUUUCCCCGGUGGUGUCUCAGAGCAGCCUGUUCGAGGCGAAGAACAUAAUGGGGGCUAGGUGGUUCAUCAACAGCACCUUCCCUGAAGUGGACAAGCGCAACGCGCGGGAGGAGGCUCUGAGGUACGGGGGAGCAUCCGUUGUGAAGCACGUUCUUGAGAGCGCGAGCUGGGUGAAUGGUCUAGCCCAGGAGUUCAGGGAUGGUGUGAAGGAGCGUGUACUCUUGCAGAGGCGGUGUGACCAGUUGCAGAAGGAGAAGGAGGAGCUUGAGAAGAAAAAUAAAGAUCUGCAAGAGUCGCUGGACGAGGCGCAAGAGCUAAAGCUGACAAAGGAGGCUUUCUUGGAGCUGAAGGGGAAUGUGCAGACCUUGGUGCACAAUGGGAUGAAGGAGCACAUCAGCAACUUCAUCAGCUCCAGCUCGUUUGACAGCAUUGUCAACCUAUAUCGGCUUCCUACUGCCAUCAUCGCGUUCACGGACUGCAGGAAGAAGGUGAAGGCAGAAUAUCUCGAAGUGGAUAUUACGAAGAUCACCUUCGGAGAGCAAGAAGAAGGAGUGGAGGAAGAUGGGGAGAGCAUGUCUGCAGACUUCCGUCCUCAGAUCAAACUGAGGUGGGAGGAUGAUGCAAACGGACGUGCUGUUUUCCCUCCACAGUUCGACUUCGAGUUCGUGGCAGUGGAGGAAGAAGGGGCAGAAGUAGAGGAAGACGAGGUGGAGGCAGGAGUGGAGGGAGCUGAAGUGGAUGAGAGCCAAGCAGUUCCAGAAGUGGAGAUUCAUCCAGUUCCCUCCGACGAUGAGCAGCCUCCUCUGUCAGACGAGCAGCAACCAAGACAGCCACCUCUUCCAGCUGAACAGGAGCCGGUGGAGCCACCUCUUUCAGCAGAGAACUAAUUUUAUUUUAUUUUAGUAUUAUUAUUAUUAUUAUUAUUAUUAUUAUUAUUAUUUUAAUUUUUGGUAGACUUUUAAACAGUUUGUAAUACUUGUAUUAAAUGAAAUUAUAUAUUUGUUGAUGUUUGGUUUAUAUUUUUAUUAUUUUGUAUGAAUAAAAGAACUAAGAGUAU